AUGAAUGCUUCGACGGUCAACCGAAUGCCAUCACUGGCAAGAUCCGCAACAACAUUCGAAGACCUCCCGACUGAGAUCCGUCAGUACAUCUUGGAUCUUGCCAUCCCCAAGACCAGCAUCACGAAGAUCGACGGUAUCGAGAUGGUCUUCCUGGAGUGGGUGCCUCGUUGGAUGGAGGGUUUGACGCGUGUCGCGCGACAUUGGCCAGAUCUGGUGCGCCCAACAUUCCACCGACGAGUCAUCAUCUAUCUGGAGAAGCACUAUGGCCUCGAGAGAUAUGGCAUUCGACGACAAAGAGAUCACCUCACCGAGAGACGGUUGGAAGAGAUCGAGCAGUCCAGAAAGGCCGAUCGAGAUAGUGAAGAGAUUCACGUGAAGGUAUGA
Messenger RNA from Cyphellophora attinorum, 384 nucleotides. RefSeq lists its product as uncharacterized. The coding region runs from base 1 to 384 and encodes 127 amino acids. The transcript has 2 exons. The record is from RefSeq and is a predicted model, not a curated record. Lineage: Eukaryota; Fungi; Ascomycota; Eurotiomycetes; Chaetothyriales; Cyphellophoraceae.